AUGCUUAUUGACUGCUUAUUUACACUUUGCGACAGAGAUCCAACAAUUGAAAACAUCUAUCUUCACGUUCAGAUUAAUAAUGAGUCAGCAUUGGAUUUCUACAAACGUUUCGGUUUUGAAAUUGUUGGUGUAGCUGAAAAAUAUUAUAAAAGGAUUGAACCAGAUAGCGCUUAUGUUUUGGUGAAGAAAAUUCACCGAGAACUUCGUGAGAAUCUUCCAUAA
This is a messenger RNA of Brugia pahangi, 222 nucleotides long. The record is from the annotation of a GenBank genome assembly. NCBI's taxonomy places the organism in Eukaryota, Metazoa, Nematoda, Chromadorea, Rhabditida, Onchocercidae.